Molecule: messenger RNA, 1908 nt
Organism: Anneissia japonica
Lineage: Eukaryota; Metazoa; Echinodermata; Crinoidea; Comatulida; Comatulidae
Exons: 2
Coding region: 96-1424 (442 amino acids)
Source: RefSeq, a predicted model, not a curated record
UUUGUAGAUGAUCGGACCCGAAAGGCGGGUUACUAAACUUGUAUACAAUUUUGUGGUUCCACAGAUACAAUUAGAACUUCGACAACGAAGUAAAUAUGUCUCCAAUGUCUCAGUUCCAGAUAGGCCAAGAAGUAGAAGUCUUAGAUGAUGAGACUGGUGUCUGGAGAGCUGCCACAAUCACUGGAAUAAACCUUUCUACAAAUGGUAAUCGUUACGGUGUACAUUAUCGAGGAUGGCAGCCAAAACACGAUACUUUUAAAUUUCAAGAUUGCAUUCGAAACGCUACACAAGUGGAGAAUUUGGGAAAGCGACAACCAAAGAGGAAGAGUCUGAGUGAGCUCCCUAGUUCUUAUAAGCGACUUCACACAAUUAAGCCUGAACAUCUGACGGAAGGUGAUGUUGUUUAUUUCAUGAUAGGUUCAGAACAAUAUCAAGGUAAUGUUAUUGUUAACGACCCGUUUCUGAAAACAUUGAAUGUGUCAUAUGACACUAGUAGAGGCUCCGGAGAUGUUAAUAUUGUUGAUGUAACUAUCGGAUAUAGUGACGUUGUCGAUUUCAAAGAACAGGAUAGGGCUAACCCCGAACAACCGAAAGCCAAAUUAAGCACUGCACGGAAGCCAAAAAGAUGUAAUCGUGUUGGUAAAACAAACCAUAUCUGGACAGACAACACAUGUUCGACAGAUAGUGCAAAUAUCCCAAAUAAUAAUCAUGAAGAGGAAAUUACACACUGUAUUUUUAAGGACGAAAUAGUUUCAAUCGGCUCGUUCCUUGCAACCACAGAUAAUGAUAUACACCACUUUGUAACCUCUAUGGUAAUAGGAAGUAACGGGUCUAUUAAGGCGACAGGAUACAAAGUAAGAAAACUGGGCACAGACAACUUAUUGAUGAUAGGCUCAUUCAGCAAUGGUCUUGAUAACCCAAAGAUAAUUAAACCUAAACUAAAUGCUAAAUGGAUUGAACGCCGGCGCAGUACGCAACGAGCAGCAGAAGAACGCGUGAAAACGCUUUUGUCAGUAAAAACGUCAACGUAUGAGCAACGGAAAGCUUCAUUAAGGACGUCGAUACGGCAGGAAGUUCAACGGAGCUUGUCAUCCAAGAAGCGUCAAGCACGAUUCCGCGUCUUGUACGAGCAAGGCAUUGAUGCCAAAUUAUUUGGCCUAAAUGCUGGCAACAUGUUCCGCGAAGAAUAUUCACCGGAAAGCUUUCAUCAACUAGACUCCCUCCUCGGCAGUGGUUGGGACUACCGUAUGAAAAAAGACAGCGAUAGGUAUUCGUUUGUAUCGCGUUUCGAUAUAAAGCUUAUUAUAGAGGAAAGAUGUAUGGAAAUUGUUGCCCACUUAUGCAAUAUUUCCACACAAGGCUGGAGUGAAGACUACCGUUCUCACGUGUUACAAGAAGUCGUAAAUGCAAAUCAACCUAUUUAAAAUCAUGACAACUUUAACUGUAAAUAUUGUAUUGUAAUGUAUUGUUAUAUAUUUUAUCGGCAAUGUUUUAUUAAGUAUGUAAUUGGUUUUUUUUCUUGAAAGUAUCAAAUUUAUUAUGCCGUGGCUGGGAUACAACACCAUACCUUAAAUUUUGUUUAUUGAAAGUAGGCUGAUGUAAUUUACCUCCAAAUAAGGACAUUGGCAUUGGUCUACGAUCAUUUCACCAGCCUAUCGUUUUAUUCAGAAAUAGCACCUGCAGUAUACAGACUUUUAAAACCACGAUUUUCUUAUUUUAGUUUUAAUAAUUUAAAUAAUGAAAUGUUUCAAACAACACUAAAGUCGAUUGAUAUACUUGUGAAAAAAAAUAUUUUUAUUUAACAUGUUUGUUAACAACAUGUACUUCACUAAACCUGUUAAAAAUAAUAUUUAAGAUUUAUAGUUAAGGAUUAAAAAAAAACACGAAUUAGACUUGAGUGUAACAAAA